Molecule: messenger RNA, 3255 nt
Organism: Scylla paramamosain (green mud crab)
Lineage: Eukaryota; Metazoa; Arthropoda; Malacostraca; Decapoda; Portunidae
Product: mucin-2-like
Exons: 1
Coding region: 1-3255 (1084 amino acids)
Source: RefSeq, a predicted model, not a curated record
AUGCUGUGGGUGUGGGUGGCAGUGCUGGCAGUGGCGGGUGCUGGGGCAGUACCGGGGGAGCGUGAUGGCCGCAGCCUGACGUGGGCGCAGGUGGCUCGCGACGACAACGGCGACCACAAGUCCAUGGAAUAUGACGACAGCUUCUUCAGGAAUUAUGACUACGAGUACGUAGAUGAGGCCCAGGCGGUGGAGCUUCCGCCGCGCCCUGAGGCAGGCGCGUCACCCCCACGGGCGGAGCGGCGCACCCUGGGCACCCUGCUGGGACGCCUGGUUCCGGAUAAUGCGUCCCAGGGCACCAGGCCGGCGCGCAGCAGCAUCACCACCACCACGCGCCCGCCAGCCUCCUUCCUCGAGUCCAUGGUGCGAACCAUUGACAACCUGGUGGUGGAGGAUCUCAAGGGGUGGUCCAAGUUCCUCACCCACAUAAACACCCGCUACGUCACCACCACCACCACCACCACGCCCCGCCCCGCCCCGGCCACGCAGCAGCUGCAGGGAGACCUGGUGGUGGUGAGUGACGAGUUCGGGCGGCAACACGUGGUCACCAUCAAUGACAUCGUGUCCUCGCUGGCACAACUUGACGAGCAGACCAUAACAGACCUCUUACUGGGUCCCUCCAACCCCUCCCAACCCAACCAGCCAAUCCAGCUCCCCGCCCGCCCCUCCGUCAGUAUUCCCAUCGGGCUUGACCUCAGCAAGGGCUUCACACAAAGUGGAUUAUCCUCACAAACACAGGCACGCAGCCCCAUCAGCUCUAACUCCAGCCCUAUCAAUCCUAAUCUUAGCAAAACCACCUCAAACCUCAGCGCCACCAGUCCUGAUACAAGCCCCAGCCGCAGUCCUAACCUCAGCCCCACUAACCCCACCCAUAGUCCUGCCAUCUCUAACCACGACACCACCAGCUCUAAUCAUACCCCCACCACUUCAAACUUAAGCCCCACCAGCUCUAAUCAUAGCCCCACUACUUCAAACUCAAGCCCCACCAGCUCUAAUCAUAGCCCCACCACUUCAAACUUAGGCCCCACCAGCUCUAAUCAUAGCCCCACUACUUCAAACUCAAGCCCCACCAGCUCUAAUCGUAGCCCCACCACUUCAAACUCAAGCCCCACCAGCUCUAAUCAUAGCCCCACCACUUUAAAUUCAAGCCCAGUCAGCUCUAAUCGUAGCCCCACCAGCUCUCUUCGUAGUCCCACUAGCUCUAGCCUCAGACCCACCACGUCUCAUCGUAGUCCCAGCAGCAGCUCUGGCCGCAGCCCCACGAGCUCUAGUCAAAGCUCCAACCAAACCCCAACUAAUUCCAACCGCAGCCCCCCCAGCCCUGACAGCAGCCCCGUUGGUCUCAGUAGCAGCAGCCGCAGCCGCCAGCCUACCCUCAAUCCCACCCACUCCCCUGACCAAUCCCCUGUCCGAGGCACCAACAGCCGCACCCGCAGCCGCACCCGCCACCCAGCCCACGCUCCCCCGCGCACUCACACGUCCACUCGUGUCUCCACCAGCUCCAUUGUCCGUGCCAUCCCCAACCACGCCUCCACCCACACCUCAUCGCAGGGUGUGGUUCGCGCCGUCUCCACGCGUCUCCCCUCCCAGAGCGUGGUCCGUGACAUCCCUACCCUCUCUCCCGCCCGCACCCCAACACGGGCCGUGCUCCGUGGCACCCCCAUCCAAACACUCGCACGCCCCAGCACUUCCAUUCCUGACUUUAUCGUUCCCUCGCCGUCAGGCUCCACGCAAAACGCCGUUCGGAGGAGCAGUCAGGGAGUGCAGCGGCCGGCGCGCCACACAGGCCCCGUGCAGGCGGCGGCGGCGGUGCCCGAGGAGGAGGGCGAGGUGAUAGUGAUGCGGGAUGAGACGGGUGCCAUGCACGUGGUCACCAUCCAAGACAUCAUUUCCUCGCUGGCGUCCCUCAACCCCACGGAGGCCAAGGGCCUGCUCUUCGGAGAAACUCCCGCCGCGUCCCCUGCAGCUCCCGCUACGCCCUUCGCCAGCCACGGCCUCUUGCAGAAUACCGGACACACUGCCAGUGGCGUGACCGCGGGCCACGAUGCCCAGAGGGUCACGCUGGGAUCCGGGAGCGUGCAAGUGGGCGGGCCGGUAGUGAAGACUGCCUCGGCGGGCACCGUGCACGCGGCGCCCCAGCGAGGCGGCCUCUUCACCAUCCAAGACAUCAUAGCGGCAGCAGAGGCGGAGGAGGGCCCCCAGGUGCCCCGACCCGACACGCCCAGCCAGCUUUUCCAGCUGUACCCGAACAGACACCACAACGUUCUGGCCCCAAAAACCACUACCCCGCCCUCGCUGAUGGACGCCCUGCGCCAGCAGGACCUGCCGGAGCCCCUCGUACAGUACCUCGCCUCCCCGUCAGUGACCCAGCCCGUCACGCAGGCAAGCCCCGCACCGCAGCCUGCCCCACAGGGCCUCGGGGCCACUCUCAGCGGCCUCUUCUCUCGGAUUGUCGGAGGUCAGCAGCAGCAGCAGCAGCCCCAGCAACAGCAGGCGCAGCAGAGUCAGGCCGUGGUGAACCAAGCGGGUCUGGCGCUGCCCACACCCAUCCACUUCCGGGAGGGCACUAAACAGUCCACCAACACUGUACAGAGCCCAACCAAGCCCAAACAAGAUAACUUUCUCCCGCCCGCCCUCAGCCACCUGUCCCAGGCAGUGCAGGACGCUCUGCGUAGGCAAGCUGAUGAUGUGCCCAACUUCGUACCGCCAGACUCCCAGCCCCAGGCAGCCGCCAGGGCAGACACCGGCCCCGUGGAGUUUAUCUCCGCGGAGGAGGAGGACGAACCCUUGCACGCCGCCCCCCAGGAGCAGGUCCCCGUCAUCCUGCCCCCCUCUGUCUUGGAGAAGGUGCCCCCGCCAGUCCUUCGCAGGAUCACCAAGCAGUACCUGGAGUCCCAGGUGGACGGCCAGGCCACCGCCGAGGAACGCGUCUCCAAGAAGAAGAAGAAGAAGCAACGUUACCAGUACGUUGAGUUGCACCAGCCCGUGCUUCAUCCCUUCCCUCCGCCUAUCCCAGCCUACCCGGCGCCCGUAUACCCACACCAGGGCUACCCAGACCACCACCACCAAGGCUAUGGGGAGGAUGACCACUCAGGCUACGGCAAUGCCUUCCCCAUGCUGGAUAUCUUCCUGCUGGCGGACGUGACCAAGGUGAAGAAAGUCGGGGACACCAACCUGUCUAUCAAGGCUCCCAAGAUUGGUGAUCCUUCCUAUUUCGUGGACACGCGGCCCCAUCACGGCUAUCACGGGUACCGCUAG